AUUACAAAGUUGUUUAGAAAAAGAACUAAGGAAACCUAUACAAACCAAAAAUGCACACGCGGUAUUAAGUACAAUAAAAGCUAGAACCUCACAUGUAUACCCUGGAACAACAGAAUUGCAGAUGCCUGCAAAAUCAUCUUUAAUCGCUCAUGUUGAGACUAAUGGUAAACAUUACCAUGGAAAAGGACUAUCUAAAUCACUUCCUCGUCAAGAUGUAGCUGAAAAGGUAUUAAAAGAUAUAUUUUUUGAAAAAAUGGCAGUAAAAUCUACAACAUGUACAUGUGGUCAACCCGAUACACAAGCUGCUAAUUCAUCUGUGGAUAAAAACAAAGAAAAAAUUGACGCACAAAACGUCAUAGUCACGA
Molecule: messenger RNA, 365 nt
Organism: Trachymyrmex cornetzi
Lineage: Eukaryota; Metazoa; Arthropoda; Insecta; Hymenoptera; Formicidae
Exons: 2
Source: RefSeq, a predicted model, not a curated record